AUGGCAAUAUCCCUGCCGGAUACUUCCCUCCCGAAAAAGGGGCCAGGCUCUUUGCCGACAGCAGCCAAUGACCUCGAUAUCCAACAGACACAUCAGCAUCACUCAUUGGCCUCCAACAGUGAAGACGACUUGUCUAUCAGCGAGGCGACGUUUGUGUCGGAAGCAAUUGACUCAUUGUCAAUAAGCAAGCAGCAAAUCGUCGAUGGCAUUGUGGGAUUGUACGUGGAACAAAUCGAUGAUUGGACGACGAGACUAGCAAGCUACGUCAAGGGUGCAACCGGGACGAUCGAAACUGGACAUGGGAGCCACAAAUCGCAGGACCUGUCAUAUGUGCCCGCUGGAUCAACAUCUUGUCCAAGUCAGAAACGAAAGCGCCAGGUGGGCGAUGGCAGAGACGAAGAUCGUGAGGAUGACGACAGCGACUCUCGAGGCAAGAAACCGAAACCCGACAAUGACGCCAAAGACGGUAAUUGUGCUCCUCUGGCGUGUCCGUGCUAUAAAUUUGAUCGAUGGCCAUGCGAGCUUCGGUCAUGCAAAGGCCCUGAGUGGCCAAUGGUUGUAAGAGUCAAGUAUGGUGCAACACGAACCCUCUUCGUCCAAAGUUCUUGCUUACACAACAAAAGGGAGCAUGUCUAUCGAUGCCACUCCGUUCCCAAGUACAUCUGUAUUAGGUGCCAACGGGACCUGAAGACCGCAGCAUUGCUCCAAGAUCACGCCCAGGAAGCACAAUCUUGUGAGCAACAGACCCCAAGGUUUACAUAUCAGGCUGGUCAGGUCUUGGAAUCGAACCUGAGGAACAGACAAGGACUCAACAAGUUGGAUCGCUUGGAGAAGUGGCGAAAGGCAUACAAGAUGAUAUUCGACGUUGAGGACAGCCACAUUCCCGAUCCGCGCAUGGGGUUCGGAGACAAGAGUACACCAGAAUCGCUAGGAGACUUCCUGAGGAGGGGGAUGCCUGGCCAAAUCAGGAGGCUUGCGACGGCUGAGGUCGACCGACUUUUUGUGCCACAGGCAGAAGCAUGCCAGGCUCUGAUGGUGAAACUCAUUGUAGGCCUUGAGCGACCCCCGGGGCAGAGGUUUCGGGCCUGCAUGAACAAACCUCCGACAACACGCGGCCGGUGUAUAAGGACCAUUUCUGGUGUACCCCCCGCGGGUGUUCCCAUCAGUUCGCCAUUUUCACCGUCACAGGGGCCGUCAGGGUUCUCGCUGCCGUCUUCCGGUCACGAGAAUACACCCAUGAGCUCGGACGGCCAGCCUGGCUCCAGCCGAGUCGACUCUGCCCAGUCCAGGAUUUUGCGACCUCACCAGCACCGGCCCAGCCGAGAGACGCACGAAAGAGGACGAGAAGUUCUAUUUGAUAGAGCUCACGAGUGCCCCAAACCCAGUGGGCUGGGCAAUACUAUAGCCCGGGACUUAUUGAACCUGUAG
Verticillium dahliae VdLs.17 is the source of this 1428-nucleotide messenger RNA. RefSeq lists its product as uncharacterized. The record is from RefSeq and is a predicted model, not a curated record. The transcript is spliced from 2 exons. NCBI's taxonomy places the organism in Eukaryota, Fungi, Ascomycota, Sordariomycetes, Glomerellales, Plectosphaerellaceae. Bases 1 to 1428 code for a protein of 475 amino acids.